This is a messenger RNA of Fusarium oxysporum Fo47, 1638 nucleotides long. Its product is annotated as FAD-binding oxidoreductase. NCBI's taxonomy places the organism in Eukaryota, Fungi, Ascomycota, Sordariomycetes, Hypocreales, Nectriaceae. The transcript is spliced from 5 exons. Gene Ontology annotation, molecular function: FAD binding. The record is from RefSeq and is a predicted model, not a curated record. The coding region runs from base 1 to 1638 and encodes 545 amino acids.
AUGAUUGCGGAAUUCCGAAAAUUUCAGUGGGUUCGAGUAGAGCAGGUCAGCUUGAAAAGCGCGCAUCCUAUGACCUUCGGUGACAAGAGCAUCAUGACAUUUCCAUCUGCAUGCGUGACCCAAAUAGAAUUUGAAAGUCUCCUCGCUGCUGCGUCCGUUGGAAGAGGUUUUGCCCAGGCUUCUGUGACUUCAACAUGCGUUAAAGCGUGCGACGCUGUUGCCAAGCUGUAUCCUGAUCAGGUUAUUACUUCGUCCUCGUCAGCUUUCAAGCAUGCCCAGCUUGAAUAUUGGAAUGGUCCUCAAAGGAACACUGCACCGGCCUGUUUCUUCCAGCCAACCAGCGCAAACCAAGUUCAGGCCGCCAUGAAGGAAGUUACAAAAGUCCAAUGUCCCUUUUCCAUCAAAGGUAACGGACACUCUUCCAACUUCGGUGGUUCGAGCAUCGAAGGCGGAUUCCAGUUUGAUCUUGUUAACAUUGCGCAUCAUAACAUUGUAAGCAAUGGCAGAUCCGUGAAGAUCGGACCAGGUAAUCGAUGGGGACCCCUCUUCUCCUUUUUGGAAGAGCAUGGUUUGACAGUUGCUGGCGGGCGCGAUUCUGGUGUUGGCGUAUCUGGGUUCACAUUCGGCGGCGGUAUAUCUUAUUUGGCGGCUCAGCGCGGAUGGGGGGCUGACCAAUUGAUAUCAACCGACCUAGUGCUGGCGAACGGUACUUUGAUAACUGUUGAUAGCGCAUCCCAUCCUGACCUCCAUAAAGCUCUCCAAGGUGGUGGUGCUCAGAACUUUGGUAUAGUGACAAGCAUGACCUUGAAAGCCUUCCAAUUUGGUGGCAUGUGGGGUGGGAUAAAGGUUACCACCGCAGACAAGUUUGAACAUGUUUUCAACGCUUAUGACGUUUUUGCGAAAAAGGCACCAGAGGAUGAAAAGGCACAUAUGUUCAUGGACUUUGCCAGGGUUAAUGGCACAUUGAUUGUGGCUCAGUACAUGUGCUACGCUGAGCCUGUCAAUGACCCCAUGAUCUUUGAUGACUUUCGUCCUAUACCGGCUGUAAUCGACACUUUACGGAUGGCGAACCACUCAGAGUUUGCUAAGGAAAUGGAGCAAAUCACCGAUACGAGAGGAAGACGUAACCUUUACUGGACCCGGACAUUCAGCUUCGAUAUUGAGUUGCUCAAGUCUAUCUACGGACUCUGGGUCAAGAUAAGUGACUCGUAUGCAGAUCGACUGACAGCUGCUCUGGACGCUCAGCUUAUCUACCCCAAGAUGCGCAAAGACUCAAGCGCUGGCAGCCUUUUUGGACUGGACGACUCCGAUGACGUGCUACAGCUGAUUGUGCUUAGUAUCAUUUGGGAAGAUGAAGCUGAUGAUGAGGAAGCCGUCAAGAUUGUUCGAGGGCUUGACGCGGAGAUCGACAUACUCGUGAAAGUGCGUGGGAAGCACCGCGAGUUCAAGUAUAUGAACUACGGGCACAAUGAGCAAGAUAUCAUUACAGGUUACGGUCAGAAAAGUAAAGCGUUCUUGAAGAGGGUUGCUUCGCAGUAUGAUCCAGAUGGUGUGUUUCAGAAACUCCGGCUGGGCGGAUUCAAGAUCGACAACAAUGCAGAUAAUACCCUAGGUCAUGGAAGUCACGAUGAAUUAUAG